AUGUCUGGAGGAACUGCUACUUCGCCUGUACGUUUGAUUAUAUGUGUUGACGGGACCUGGGAUACGUCUGAGGGCUCUUACGAUGCAAUUAAAGGUGCUUUAAGCGGGGCUGCGGACAAUGUAAAGUCAAUCAAUGAUAUGGUAAAAAGUGGAGCCGUUGGGGACACAUCUGGCAAGACUUAUGACCAGGGAGUUGGGACCGAGGAGAGUGCCAGGCCGGCCAACGUCGAUUACCCUGGAAUGCACUUGGUUGUAAGAGCAACUUCCACCUUCCAAGGAGCAACUGGAGAAGGCUACCUGGAUAUCCUCAAAAAGGCUUACAAGGUCUGCUGUUCAGAGCUACAACAGUGGGAGAAUGAUGAGAUAUUUAUGUUUGGUUUCAGUCGUGGAGCUUUUAUUGUCCGUGCACUUGCAUCCUUCCUACAAUAUGUUGGAGUGAUUAAACCAGAACAUAUGAAAACGGAUGCGGAUUUUGAUACUCGGUUUUAUGAUCUCAUAAGAAAGUAUUAUGAACUUACAAAAAAGGCGCAGUUCUUAGGUCGGUCUGAUCGUCCUAAAGAUUUGACAUCUUACUGCCAACCAUCCCCUCGCGUUCGGUUUAUUGGAGUUUUCGAUACCGUCAAAGCCGUAUUUCAACUUCCAGUCCACAACACGCUUAAGAACGGUGUCCCAAUAAUCGAUUUCGAGCAAGAUGCACCUCACCUCGUCGGCCAUUUCCGGCAUGCACUAGCACUGAAUGAGGGAAGACCUCUUUUUAGCCCAACCCUUUGGAAAUCUGAUGUGAAGUUGGCAGACAGCAGUUAUGAAGAAGCCUGGUUUUUAGGUUUUCAUCAUGAUAUUGGUGGAGGCUCUGAGCGUCAAGGUUUAGGCCUGUGGCCCUUGCAAUGGAUGUUGCGCGCUGCAAUGGACAAAGGAUUGGUACUCGACACCGAGAAGGAACGAUAUAACGUUCUUUUCUCGGGAGAGGGGAAUGUCUUUGAGUCAGCCCAUGCCUCAGAUAUGGCAAUGAAGAUGACAGACAUGAUACACUAUCAUACAUCUAAGGCCGGUGAGAUGUUUAAGCUGUAUCUGAAUGAAUCUAGCUGGGGGCUUUUGGACACGCCUCGAAAUUACCUAGAAUAUCUCACAAAAGCGCCGUAUGUCCAACACACCAAGGCCAGAGUGUUUUUACACCCGUCAACAUACUUGGUCUUUGACAUCAGUUUGUCCCUUCGCAUUCAACUCUACGAGUGGAGGUUCUUCCGCAAUUUUAUCCGCGAUAGGCACUUGGUAAUUCCAGAGAAUGUGUUGCCAUGGUGGGAAAACCAAACGGUAGAAAGUAUUCUGAAAGAAGCUUCAUCUGUUAAGCACAUGCGCCUUUUAAUUUAUGGUCGGCCGGCAAUUGGAAAAUCCUCUCUUAUCAGCAGAACCUUUGGAAAGUGGGUCAAGUCAGACCCUAGUUCGGGAGCAGCGCCAGUGGCUGGAGCAGUGGUUUCGGAGAUUGAUAAAUCGAUUUGUUCGGACAUUGGGACGCCAAUAUUGAUUCCCGAAAACGACCUGGUUCGUGUGCAUUACUCAGAUGGCUUUGGGCCUGGUGGCAGCGACAGUUUUGAAGUUGUCGAUCAGUUCUUGACCCAGUACCGGGGGAGAACAAAUCCAGAGGAUAAGCUUCAUGCUAUCUGGUACUGUAUCGAUUGCACUGAGGACGAAACCAAUGCUUCGGAGAAAGCAUUCUUCAAUUUGGACUUUGGAAAGAUUCCAGUAGUUGUCGUUUUAAUGAAAGAAGAAGAGUUGAAAACCAAGAUUCGCAAAGAAUUGUCUGGAAGGCGUGCAGCCGACGAGAAGCAGGUUGAGGAACGCUUUAACCAAAUAAUUGAGAAGAAAAAAGCAGAACUGGCGAAACUCUCUCCUCGGAGCUGGGUAUCUAUUGGAAGCAGUGUCAACACAAUCAAGACACUUCUUUCAGAAACAUCUCGAAACCUUGUCGAUACAGCUGCUCAGCUCACUCAACUCAAAGCCCAGAGAGUUUCAGUUAAACCCAAGGUUGCUCUGGCUACCGCUGAAAGUAUUCGCGCCUAUGCGAUUUGGAAAAAGUCUAAGUUUGAUGGAGAAAAGAUCGACUUUCUCCGCGAUGCCAAAGAUGAGCCAAAACUCUUUCGACUGCUCAUGAGGCCCGUUCUUGAUAGCUUUAAUAUGCGUUUCCCCGGCGAUGAUGUUCUGAUUCAGUCCCUACUCAGUAAAUCGUGGCGGGACCUUGACAGUUACCCAGCAAACUUGUGGGAUAAGGACAUCCCGGGUGACCUGAUUUUAAUGUGUAUGCUUGAUACCAUCAUUAUUAUGGCUCGUGCUUUCAACCAUACCCAGAUCCGUCAACCGUUGGGUGCAAUUGCUCAACCCUUGAAUACAGUUGCUCUCCAGCUUGCCUGUACGUGGUAUACACUUGCCACCCUUAACAAACAGAAAGCGAUGCAUUCGAGGAUCAAAUCUAUGCUCUCCGAGAAAGACUGGUCGCCAAAGGACAUCUCAAUGGGAAGCCUGCAGAUGAAAGUGAUAGAAGCUGUUGAGGUUGGAUUAGAGAGCGCCGAAACAUUUUUGGAGGAUGUAGGAACUGGAGCACUCGAUGGCGUUAAAAAGGUUGUCGGAGGGAUUGGAUCUCGCCUUCCUAUCUUUUCAUAA
Messenger RNA from Morchella sextelata, 2655 nucleotides. RefSeq lists its product as uncharacterized. NCBI's taxonomy places the organism in Eukaryota, Fungi, Ascomycota, Pezizomycetes, Pezizales, Morchellaceae. The coding region runs from base 1 to 2655 and encodes 884 amino acids. The transcript is spliced from 11 exons. The record is from RefSeq and is a predicted model, not a curated record.